CCCCUCCCCCCCCCCCACCUCCCCCUCAGCAUGGACGGGUGGAGCACAGAACAGGUACAGGGAUGGCUCUCGACAUACCCGAGCUUUGCACCGUAUGCAGAGGCCUUUGGAGAGCAAGCUGUCGACGGGGCCACCCUCGGCUCGCUCUCCGACCACGACCUGAAGCACGAGCUCGCGAUGGACAAGCUCGGCAUUCGCCGCCAGCUGCUGCGAGAAGUGGCCAAGGCCAUGAACGAGGUUGCCACGGCAGUGCCAUCGAAUAAUGCUGAAAGCAGACAGCAAGCGUCGUCGGAGGAUGGCGGCGCCUUGGACAAGACCGCGCCUGAGGCAGUCGUCGUUCAUGCGCCCGUCACCACUCUGCCGGGUCUGCACCUUGUUGACGCAUCGCCGUAUGAUCUGGCCGGCGAGAGCCCGCUGAGAGUCCUGUACGUUGGCGCAUCGCCUGUGGAGCAUGGGCUGGGUGGCGUCGAGGUCGAGAGCAUGCUGAUCGGCGAAUCCCUGGGCUCGUCGCCGCUUGCGCCCGAGUACAUGGUGCUGCCUCUGCCGACGCCCGACGCGCUAGAGUCGACGCUGCUGUCGUUUCGUCCGCAUGUGGUUCAUCUCUCGGCACCGCAUGUCCCAGCUUCCAAGCCUGGGCGGUACAAGGUUGCGCUGCACGGCAAGCGGUAUGCGACCAAGCUGGUUCCCGACGCCGACCUGGCGGAGCUCUUUGACGUCUCAUCGAUUCUCGCCGUUGUGCUCAACAUUCCGCACGCCAAGCGGCUGGCCAACAAGCUCCCGUCAGCCUUUGUACUCUACUGCGACGGGCACGAGCCGGACCGUGAGCUCGACCGCGCGUUCUACGGUGCUUGGGCCUCGUCGCGCGAUGUCUCGUUUGCCGACGCCCUCACAUCUGCCCGCGACAACGGCAAGCUCAUGUACAUGCGGCUGAUUCAACGCGGACGGCUCCGGGAUCCGACGAAUUCCCCGGCUGCGGCGGCGGGGCCCGAACCGGCUGCUCCGUCGCCGCCCAACACCAGUGGGUCCGGCACGCCACAAGUCUCGUCACCACGCGCGAUCUCGCCGCGGGCGGCUUCUCCGUCCGCAUCGUCCACCAGCUCAGCUGCGUCGACAGCACCAUCAUCGAAAAAGACGGGCUCCGGAUCCGACUCGGUCUUCUCGCUCUUCUCGUCGAAAACCAAGGAGAAGAUCGCGGCGGCAAGCUCAGCGCCGACGCCGUCACCGACACCAGGUGCUACAGCGGCUCGCGACUCGCCGUUUUCGCUCUUUGGCACUGGCCGCAAGACAUCGUCGCCGGGCGCUGCAGGCCAGACCAGCGCUGGACACGAGUCGAGCCCGGACUCGGGCUCCGACUCGGACUCUGGGUCAGACUCGGGUUCGGGCUCGGGCUCGGGCGAGUACGAGUACGAGACCGAGUCGAGCUCGGGCUCGGGCUCGGGCGACUCGCUGUGCUCGGUCGAGCCGCCGGCGCGCCCGACACCUGUGCGGACAGUGCCGUCGCCGGAGGACCGCAAGGCGCUGCUGGAGCGGAUCCUGGCCGGGCCUACGGCCGCGAGCAGUGGGCAAGCGGCACGGUGGUGA
Thecamonas trahens ATCC 50062 is the source of this 1581-nucleotide messenger RNA. RefSeq lists its product as uncharacterized. Gene Ontology annotation, molecular function: protein binding. The record is from RefSeq and is a predicted model, not a curated record. The coding region runs from base 31 to 1581 and encodes 516 amino acids. The transcript has a single exon. NCBI's taxonomy places the organism in Eukaryota, Apusomonadida, Apusomonadidae.